AUGGACCACCAACGCUACUCGGCCGCGGGAAAGCAGCGAUCCAAUGCGGCCAAAGUAUUGGAUCAACGUUUGAGAGCUUGGCUACCCGACGUCGAGGUUCCCCUUUGCUCUGGGAGAUUGAUGAAGCGUCUCAACACACCAAUCGGCCCUGCCGCUGGCAAUGCCGCUCGUCCCACCUCGUUCGAUCGCGAGGAACUGAAAGAACUGGCGGCCAUCUUCAGAGAAGACGGCGUAUCGCAGGAGAGAUGCUACGGUGCACGCCGGUAG
This is a messenger RNA of Colletotrichum orchidophilum, 267 nucleotides long. RefSeq lists its product as uncharacterized. The record is from RefSeq and is a predicted model, not a curated record. NCBI's taxonomy places the organism in Eukaryota, Fungi, Ascomycota, Sordariomycetes, Glomerellales, Glomerellaceae. The transcript is spliced from 2 exons. The coding region runs from base 1 to 267 and encodes 88 amino acids.